Molecule: messenger RNA, 1178 nt
Organism: Dryobates pubescens (Downy woodpecker)
Lineage: Eukaryota; Metazoa; Chordata; Aves; Piciformes; Picidae
Gene: UBE2A
Product: ubiquitin conjugating enzyme E2 A
Exons: 6
Coding region: 197-655 (152 amino acids)
Biological process (GO): proteasome-mediated ubiquitin-dependent protein catabolic process; protein polyubiquitination; DNA repair
Cellular component (GO): HULC complex
Molecular function (GO): ubiquitin conjugating enzyme activity
Source: RefSeq, a predicted model, not a curated record
CGCCGGGCAGCCGGCGCAGGAGUCGGUGCAGCCUAGGCUCUUCCCCCCCCUGCGUCUGGCUCAGUGGUAGAGGCCGUGAUCGCUCCUGUUCGUCAGCGUUGCCGUUGCCUCAGUUGGAGCUCGCCGCCGCCGCCGUUUCUGGGCGCCCCGUGAUCCCUCUGAUAGUGUAUGAGUGAUCUAUAACCCUGAGCCUAUCAUGUCCACUCCGGCCCGUAGGCGCCUCAUGCGGGACUUCAAGAGGCUGCAGGAGGAUCCCCCGGCCGGGGUGAGCGGAGCCCCCUCCGAGAACAACAUUAUGGUAUGGAACGCCGUCAUCUUCGGGCCCGAGGGGACCCCUUUCGAGGACGGAACUUUCAAACUUACAAUAGAAUUCACAGAAGAAUAUCCGAAUAAGCCACCUACUGUUAGAUUUGUCUCUAAAAUGUUUCAUCCAAAUGUCUAUGCAGAUGGUAGUAUAUGUCUGGAUAUUCUUCAGAAUCGUUGGAGUCCUACUUACGAUGUCUCCUCCAUCCUAACAUCCAUACAGUCUCUAUUGGAUGAGCCAAACCCUAACAGCCCAGCAAACAGCCAGGCAGCUCAGCUAUACCAAGAGAAUAAGCGGGAAUAUGAAAAACGGGUUUCUGCAAUAGUAGAACAGAGCUGGCGUGACUGUUGACCCAGGAUGAUGCAAAUGAACACUCUGUUGAUGAGGAAAAUAAACAAAGUGUCCGAGUCAUCUUUUUCCUCCUAGCAUUUACUUUGAAAGCAGAAUAGCUGUUGUGCUGUUGCCACCCUCCCUUGCUGAAGCUUCUUCUCCUUGGACAUCAGAAAGCACCCACUUUGAAGUCAAAUGUUCUGUACUUGGGUUACUUGCAAAAGAGUUACUGAUGCUGAAAUUCAUUUUCUGUGGUCCCUCUCCAGUCUUAGGGCAGUAUUGUGCAUUUCUGUAGUGUACACUAAGCUUUUAAUUGUAAUUGUGUUAUACACAGUGAUGCUUAUGUGUAGCUUGAUAAAAGGGAUGUUUAUAUACAUACACAUUUUUUAACUGAUAUUAUCUAAAGUGCUGAUGUUUCCAGGCUGGUCAUUUACCUCUACUAUUGGUUUAGACCCCACUGCAUUUGUAAGUACUAAGUGAAGAAAACCUCAUUGCCCUUUUGUAUUGGUUUAUCCACUGCUUACACGUGAGAAAAAAAACAAAC